Molecule: messenger RNA, 1566 nt
Organism: Miscanthus lutarioriparius
Lineage: Eukaryota; Viridiplantae; Streptophyta; Magnoliopsida; Poales; Poaceae
Source: the annotation of a GenBank genome assembly
AUGGACGACAAGGCCUACUACGUGGCCACCGGCCUCUCCCUGGCGGCCUUCCUCCUCCUCCUCCACCGCCUCGUGGUCGCGGGCCGUGCUGGCGGCGGCAAGGGGAACAACGCCGCCGCGCGGCGGCAGCGGCAGCGGCUGCCUCCUAGCCCUCCCGCCGUCCCGUUCCUCGGCCACCUCCCCCUGCUAGUAUCCCAGCGCGCGUUCCACUCGGCGCUGGCCGGCCUCGCAGCGCGCCACGGCCCCGUCUUCUCCCUGCGCCUGGGCUCCCGCGCCGCCGUGGUGGUGUCCUCGCCGGGUUGCGCCGAGGCGUGCUUCACGGAGCACGACGUCGCCUUCGCCAACCGCCCCAGGCUGCCCUCGCAGGAGCUCGCCUCCUUCGGCGGGGCCGCGCUCGCCGUGUCCAGCUACGGGCCCUACUGGCGCACCCUCCGCCGCGUCGCCGCCGUGCGCCUCCUCUCCACGCACCGCGUCGCGUGCAGCAUGUGCCCCGUCAUCUCCGCCGAGGUGCGCGCCAUGCUGCUCCGGGUCAGCCGCGCGGCCGAAGCGUCCGGGCGCGUCCAGCUCAAGGACUGCCUGUUCGAGCUCUCCCUCAGCGUGCUCAUGGAGACCAUCGCGCAGACCAAGACGUCGCGCACCGAUGACGCUGACGACGUGUCGCCCGAGGCGCACGAGUUCAGGCGGAUCGUCGACGAGAUCCUGCCCUACCUCGGCGCCACCAACCUGUGGGACUACCUGCCGUCGUUCCUGCGGCGGUUCGACGUGCUGGGCGUCAGGAACAAGAUCGGGGACGUUGUCGGCAGGAGGGACGCCUUCCUGCAGCGGCUCAUCGACGCGCAGCGGCGGAGUCUGGGCGACAGCGACGACAGCGAGAAGAAGAGCAUGAUCGCCGUCAUGCUCUCGUUGCAGAAGUCAGAGCCGGACGUGUACACGGACACCAUGAUCAUGGCAGUGUGCGGGGUGACCGGAACGGAGACGACGUCGUCGACGAUAGAGUGGGCCAUGUCGCUUCUGCUGAAUCACCCGGAGGCACUCAAGAAGGCGGAGGCAGAGAUCGAGGCGGCCGUGGGCACCUCCCGCCUCAUCACCAUGGACGACGUGCCCGGGCUGAGCUACCUGCAGUGCAUCAUCAACGAGACGCUGCGCCUGUACCCGGUGGCGCCGCUGCUGCUGCCGCACGAGUCGGCGGCGGACUGCACCGUCGGCGGCUACGACGUGCCCCGCGGCACGCUGCUGUUCGUCAACGCGUACGCCAUCCACAGGGACCCCGCGGUGUGGGAGGAACCCGCCGAGUUCAGGCCGGAGCGGUUCCGGGACGGCAAGGCUGAGGGCCGCCUGAUGCUGCCGUUCGGGAUGGGGCGGCGCAGGUGCCCCGGGGAGACGCUCGCGCUGCGGACCGUCGGCCUCGUGCUCGCCACGCUCAUCCAGUGCUUCAACUGGGACAGGAUCGACGGCGCCGAGAUCGACAUGACCGAGAGCGGCGGGCUCACCAUGCCCCGGGCCGUCCCGUUGGAGGCCACCUGCAAGCCUCGUCAAGCCAUGCGUCAUGUUCUUCAGCAGCUCUGA